AGUUGGGUUUUGGUUGGUCGAUUAUAAGUUAGUGGCAAAUUCACAUAAAAGUCGGCUCCUUUUUCAUUCUACAUUUUUCUCAAGUCUCUCAACUUCCAUACUAAAAGAAUUGUUUUUUAGUUUUAUAGUACUAAAAAAAGAGAGAACUUUGGAAGUUGAAUGCUCCAAUAGAUUAUUUUAACUUCAUCUUCCCAGACAAAUACUGCUCAUUUCGGCAUCUUUGUUCUUUAGAUUCCUUUUCUUUUUUCUUUUUGGAUCAAAAAAGGGUAUUCUUGCCUCUAAUUGUAUAAGGAAAGUUAAAAAGUUGCAAAAAAUUUUGGGUUUAUCCAUGGCUUCUGCUUCUUUUCUUUUUGCAGCCACUGGUUUGAGUUCAGUGGGUGGGGUGAAGUCUCCAAGGCUCUUUGUGAAAUCUUCUUUAGACAACAAUGUUUCCGACAUGAGUGUUAAUGCUCCAAAGGGGUUGUUUCCACCUGAACCUGAACAUUAUAGGGGACCAAAGCUGAAGGUGGCUAUUAUCGGAGCCGGCCUUGCGGGCAUGUCAACUGCGGUUGAGCUAUUAGAUCAAGGCCAUGAGGUUGAUAUAUAUGAAUCAAGGUCUUUCAUAGGAGGGAAAGUCGGUUCUUUUGUCGAUAGAAGAGGAAACCACAUCGAGAUGGGGCUGCAUGUUUUCUUCGGUUGCUACAACAAUCUAUUUCGUUUAAUGAAAAAGGUGGGUGCUGAUAAAAAUCUGCUUGUGAAGGAUCAUACUCACACAUUUGUAAACAAAGGGGGUGAACUUGGUGAACUUGAUUUUAGAUUUCCAGUUGGAGCUCCUAUACAUGGAAUGCGUGCAUUUUUAUCGACAAAUCAGCUGAAGACUUACGAUAAAGCAAGAAAUGCUCUGGCUCUUGCCCUAAGUCCCGUUGUUAAGGCUCUUAUUAAUCCAGAUGGAGCAAUGAGGGAUAUAAGAGAUUUGGAUAAUAUAAGCUUCUCAGAUUGGUUUUUGUCUAAAGGUGGUACACGCAUGAGCAUCCAGAGAAUGUGGGAUCCGGUUGCUUAUGCCUUGGGUUUUAUUGACUGUGAUAACAUCAGUGCUCGUUGUAUGCUUACGAUUUUCUCUCUGUUUGCCACUAAGACAGAGGCUUCCCUUCUGCGUAUGCUGAAGGGUUCUCCCGAUGUCUACUUGAGUGGUCCAAUCAGAAAUUAUAUAACAGAAAGAGGAGGCAGGUUCCAUCUAAGGUGGGGAUGCAGAGAGAUACUUUACGAUAAAUCCGCUGAUGGAGAGACAUAUGUUACCGGACUUGCCAUGUCCAAAGCUACUAACAAGAAACUCGUAACUGCUGAUGCUUAUGUUGCUGCAUGUGAUGUCCCUGGAAUAAAAAGGUUACUUCCAUCCGGGUGGAGGGAAUCAGAAUUUUUUAAUAAUAUUUAUGAACUAGUGGGAGUGCCGGUUGUUACCGUGCAACUCCGAUACAAUGGCUGGGUCACAGAGUUGCGGGAUCUACAACGGGCAAGGCAACUGAGGCAAGCUAUAGGCCUUGAUAAUCUUCUGUAUACUCCAGAUGCGGAUUUCUCCUGUUUUGCGGACCUAGCUCUCACUUCUCCCGAAGAUUACUACAUCGAGGGACAAGGUUCAUUGCUCCAAUGUGUAUUGACACCAGGAGAUCCGUACAUGCCGUUGCCAAACGACGAAAUCAUUAAGAGAGUAUCAAAGCAGGUUUUGACUCUAUUCCCAUCAUCCCAAGGUUUAGAAGUUAUUUGGUCGUCUGUUGUCAAAAUUGGGCAAUCUCUAUACCGUGAAGGACCUGGUAAAGAUCCAUUCCGACCUGAUCAAAAGACACCCAUAAAGAACUUCUUUCUUGCUGGAUCAUACACAAAGCAGGAUUAUAUAGAUAGCAUGGAAGGAGCAACUUUGUCUGGCAGGCAAGCAUCAGCCUACAUAUGUGAUGCCGGGGAAGAGUUAGCAGCGCUGCGAAAGAAGCUUGCGAUGGUUGGUUCUCAAGAACAGAUGGAAACUUCAAGUGUUACCGAUGAGUUAAGUCUUGUAUGAUUGUUUAUCUGUAUAGUAAUAUACUCAAACCACCUAAAAUGGCCGAGACAAGGCGGUUGCUGUUGCCUCCCUUCAACAUGUUUUAUAACAUUUAUAUAAUCAAAGGAAGUUAUAAGGAAAUUACUUUUA
Molecule: messenger RNA, 2158 nt
Organism: Gossypium raimondii (Peruvian cotton)
Lineage: Eukaryota; Viridiplantae; Streptophyta; Magnoliopsida; Malvales; Malvaceae
Product: zeta-carotene desaturase, chloroplastic/chromoplastic
Exons: 14
Coding region: 329-2029 (566 amino acids)
Biological process (GO): carotenoid biosynthetic process
Molecular function (GO): 9,9'-di-cis-zeta-carotene desaturase activity
Source: RefSeq, a predicted model, not a curated record